Molecule: messenger RNA, 1607 nt
Organism: Drosophila teissieri
Lineage: Eukaryota; Metazoa; Arthropoda; Insecta; Diptera; Drosophilidae
Product: allergen Tab y 5.0101
Exons: 4
Coding region: 301-1143 (280 amino acids)
Source: RefSeq, a predicted model, not a curated record
GACAUUGUUCGAUUGACACACUUACAGUGAGUGUGGCAGCUUUAAUUGGGGGAGUUUAAGGUCCCUGUGGUUUCGGGCUGUGGCGCACCAUUUAUAAUUAAUAAUAUCAAACAAAGUUGUCCUAUUCAAUUAACGCUUUACACAAGGUAACGCUAUGCACGCUCUAACUUCCAAGAAAACUGGAGAAUAAACAAAAGGUGCAGCUUUUUGUGUUCCUCGAAUAAAUCAAUACUGCAGUAAUACUGACUGGGCAAUAAAUAUACGAAUUUUCCCAGGCAAAACCUCCAGUUUCAGUCAAAAAUGGAGCUAAGUCGGUUCGUAUUCGUAGCACUGCUCCACUUCUUGCCCUUUGAAUGCAGCAAGUUAGUUGACUACUGCCAGCUGUCCUACUGUGGGGCAAAUAACCUAGCCUGCAACAAUCCAUCUAAAUUCAGCGUCAUGUGUCCGCCGAAUGCCAGAACUCUUUCCAUGUCGACCUACCGAAAUUUACUGCUGAGUGCCUUCAAUGAGUUUCGCAACUUCACGGCGAGCGGAAGGCUAAAGUAUCUUCAGGCAGCGGCGGCACGAAUGUCCCGACUGAGUUACUCGGUGGAACUGGAGAGUCUGGCCCGACUGGCGGUCAUCACGUGCUCCGCACACAAGUUCUGCCUGAGCUCACCGGAAUUCUAUUACGUGGGCACCAACACAGGAUCAACCUCCUAUUUGGGUAGUUUAAACGACUACGAGGACCUGGAACUCAUGUUGCGGACUAUCCAGGACUGGACCAGAUAUGCGGACUACAUCAACAUUAAAAUGGGUCUCUAUAUGCCUACUACUUUAGAGAAAAGGGACAUAGCAAAAGCCCUACUCCUGAUGGCAGAUCGGAACACCCAUGUGGGCUGUUCGGCUAUGAGAUUCACCGUGGACUUCGUCCACAACUUCAUCUUCUUGUGCGCCUUUAGCACCGAUCUUCUCGUGGAGCGUCCCAUUUACCGGAUGUCCACUAAGCCAGGAACUGCGUGCCAGCGGUUGGAUGCCACAUACUCAGCACUGUGCGCUGCUGGGGAAAACUACGACAACAAUAAGCCCGUGGCGAAUGCAAGGGUGUUCCAGUUACCCCUCGAUAUGUCCAUUGGUCGACAAGCUUAUGUGCCAGCCACAUAGAGCGAGCUUUAAUUUUUUUAGAGUGCCGAUGGCCAGACAAAAGUACACGCCCCUGGAUGCCCAGGCCAAAUCAGCGCACAAAAACAAAUAGUUAACACCCAGACAUGGCCAUGAAAGAGGAGCAAGGAGGAGGAGGGAGGAUGGAGGAGGAGCACCAGCAGCAGGAACAGACAUUUCAGCGCAGCUCGAUAAUCACAGGACACAUUUGCAUAUAAACACGCUUCCGGGCUGAUGUCCUUCGCAUGCAAAUGAAAACAUUAGCGAGGCACACGCGCAUCCGCAUCCGCAUCUGCGAAAUGCAGAUACAAGGCCAGGGACAGAUUCAGAUACAGAUACAAAUGACAUUCGUCGCUGUAGCUGUAGCUGUCGCAGUCGCAGUAACAGUUGCUGUUGCCUCUUCCCUGCUUAAAUAUAUAUUUCAAUUAAAAUUUUACACACGAAUAAAUGCAAAGCCACGCCCAGCA